Messenger RNA from Hypanus sabinus (Atlantic stingray), 7137 nucleotides. RefSeq names its product RNA-binding protein 38-like. The transcript is spliced from 4 exons. The record is from RefSeq and is a predicted model, not a curated record. Gene Ontology annotation, molecular function: RNA binding. The coding region runs from base 2570 to 3070 and encodes 166 amino acids. NCBI's taxonomy places the organism in Eukaryota, Metazoa, Chordata, Chondrichthyes, Myliobatiformes, Dasyatidae. Gene Ontology annotation, cellular component: cytosol.
UGAAGGAGAAGAUUUGAGUAUAAGUGAAACAAAAAGUAAUUUUGUAUUUGUCUUGAGAAGAAUGAGGCAUGGUGGAUUUCCUUUGGAAUUAUCAGCAGGAGUGAAGGAAAGGAGCAGAUUCAGACAGCUGGUAGAGGUGAACUAAUCUGCCCUGUGUCCAGGGAAGGUUGAAUCUGCAGGGUGUAAAUGAGAAGGGUGAGGCUGGGAAGAGAUCAUUGUGAAAGUGAUGGAAAUUGGCAGGAGCUGUUGUACCUCGGAAAGAAUUUGAGAAAAGAUGAGAAAUGAAUUGAUGUAGAAAUAAGUUUGGUGCAGCAAGGAAGUCUGAAUGAAUAAGCACCCCGUGCAGUUCGGUAGGGGAGGAGCAGAAACUAGCCGCGUUAGGAACUUCUUGAGUCAGAAAACUAUCUACGGACAUGAAGUCAGUGAGCAUGUGGUUAGUGGUUAGCUAGUGGAAAUUUUGGCUGAUGCAAGGUGGCUUCUCCCAGACCUUCUAACACUCGCCUCCAAACUUGUCUUCAGGCCAGUCUCCAAAAAUCUUACAUUUAAUGUCCCUCCCUCUCCUGGCAAACUAUUAAUCUGCCUCCAACCUCUUUCCUCUGAAACCCUUGAACACACACAUCUCCUAAAACUCUGCAUUUCUUCCAUAAGUCCAUGCCUAUUUCUUCCCCCCCCCCCCCCCCAAAAGUCAGGCUUUCACCCUGCUUCCAUAUAAAUGAUCAACUCUGUUUUGUGAGGAAAGAACUCCCAGCAAGCAAAUCAAAUGGCAGUGAGCCAGUAUUUCGUGUCUGUAGUACAGGGUCCAAAAAGUCCUGGAAACCAUCCAGGAUUCAAACAAAAUUUUAACUUGCUGUUAAAAAUAAUAAAUUAAUUGAAUUGUAUUAUGCAUUUGUAUUUGCUUCGUCAAGCCUCCAAGCAUUUUUUUUAGAUAUAUUCUAAUCAUUCUGUGCGGACUGUUCCUUAACCUCUUCAACCAUUUUUAUUUUUUUAUCCAAUUCUCAGAUACUUUUUACUGGUAAAAUAUUGUGUUUCAACAGUUCAUGCUGUGAUAUUUUUCGCAACUUUAAAUUCAGUGCUCUCUAAUUACAAAGUGCAAAUCUACCCCUAAUAAUGCUUGAAGAUGUCAAGGGAUUUAUUUUUUUCUCUUGUUAUUUUCCUUCAUUAGUUAAAGUUUAUUGUUGUCAUGGGAAUACAUACCCAGUAGGGUUUACAUGCCAUGAAAAUUAGCUUUUUGCAGUAGCAGCACAAUAUGUUUCAAAACAGGGCAAACAUUGAUUAACAAAUUAUACAUAACUUGCAUGUUCAGAAAAUAACAAUGUGCUGUGGAGAAGCAAAGAGCAAGGAAAGAGCCAUUAAAUGUUAAAUUGGACUACCUGGCGGGAACCACGAUCGUUAUUGAUAAUAUGGUAACUUGUACAUUCAAUAAAAUUUUGCAAUUUAACUAACAUCUUCCAUUAGUUCAAAUUUGCAUGUUUAUCUCACACCUCUAUUGUUUAAUGUACAACAUUGUACAAAAUACACACACACACUCCUAUACCUAUAUACCUGUAUCUCGGGUACCUAAAACUUUUGCACGGCGCUGUAUUUGUCAACGUGGGCAGAGGGCGAGUUUGUAAAUCUGGCAGGAGCGAAGGAUGUUGGGAAUGGUGAGGGUGGAGUGCUGCGGGAGGGGUGACAGAGAGUGGCAUGGGUGCAGACAGACCCAGCUCUGAGAGACAAGGCAAGGUAAUUUAAUCCCAAACAAUUGAUUUAUUGAUCAUUGCAGAAUAUCUCUGAUGCUUUCCGCUCCCUCGCCUCUCCCGCUUUUCCCAACAGUGAUUUCCCUCUCCCUGACCUUGCCCACUGUCUGUGCACAAUGGAUAUCCAUAUCAAAAUCAAGUUUGUCAUCACCCAUGUACGUCAUCAGAUUUUUUUUGUGGCAGCAGUACAGUGCAAUACAUAAAAUUACUACAGCACUGUGCAAAAAGCUUAGGCACUCUAGAUAUAUAUAUAUAAUAUAUACACAUCCCCAAGGCUUUUGCACAGUACUGUGAUUGUAACAACAUGCUUAAUGGCUGGUGCCUCUGCCAUGUUUUCUUCAAUGUACUUGGAAAUCUUCAUAUCCUUAUUUCAAAAUUUCAUUUGAAAUUUCUUGCACUGAGUUGUACCUGUUUAUUCUGUUUGAUAUCAAAUAAUUUCAAUAUCCCUUCAAUGCUACAAAUCUGCUGCAGAGAUCAAGAGCUAUAGGUUCUCUUGUGGAUGGUGUUAGUUUUAAAAUAUAACGAGAUGCACCUCAGAUGCAAUAGAGGAAUGGGGUGAAUUGGAACCAGCAAGGUUUUGAAUUACAAGUUUCACAAUUGGUUUUCAUUUGACUUUAUUGAACUGCCAGCUGUGAUGGUGAGAUGGAAAUCUUCAAUGAUCAACUCAGUGGCUCAGAUAUAAUUCCAGUGGUAUUAAAAUGGGCUAUUUCAAGCAAAAGAGGGUGUCAUAGCAUAAUUGUUUAACUAGGUGUGGUGUGUUCCUGAGAGGAGCUGGUAUGGACACAAUGAGGUCAAAUGUUCUGCAUCCUUAAGCCCUCACAGGUCAGAAUGUGAUGUCAAUCUUCAGUCCAUGGUUCGAAGUGUCCAGAAAUCUCCAAAUGGUUGUCAUAAUUUGGCUCUGCAAGGUCACCAUGGCAGAUUGGGCUGCAGCGGAGAGGGCAUGUAAAGAUCCCAAUCCCAUCAUUGAUGGAAGAAAAACUAACGUAAAUCUUGCUUACCUUGGGGCCAAACAACGCACUGUACCUUCAGGAAGUCUUGGCCUACAAGUUCACUCGGCUCUGAUGCAGAGACCUUAUGGAGUUGGACCAUACCUGAUCCCACAGACCAUCAUUCAACCGGGCUUGGUUCUGCCCUCCACCUCAUACCUGGAAUCCAGUGUAGCCUUGUAUGCACAAUACCCUACAUAUGAACAACUCUACCCAGUUUCUUCUCAUUAUCCCAAUCCUGGUUACACCUACACAGUACAACUUCCAUUACAGACUGGAAUUCCAAAUUUAAGCCAAGUUCAGCAUGAGCCAACAAUACUGCACACGGCUGGUCUUCAGAGACGAUAGAAUUGUGGUCGCUUUUCAUGUAUCAUUUACCUGUCUUCAAAGGAACUUUUAAUGUUGCUGGUUUCCAUGUAUGCUGUACCAGUUGGACCUGCUGCCAUUGCAUUGGUAUUGAGAAAUUACUUUUUAAAGUUUUCAUGCAGAAAAAAAAUCAUACAAAAUAGAGGAAGGUCCAAGCAAUUGUUAUACCUACUGGUUCAAUUUCCUCUGUCUUAUUCUCCCUCCUUCCAGGAAUCCUGGAAGUAAAAUCUUCUGUGUAUUUCUGAUCAUUGUUGUCUUUCCCAUCUGAGAGGUAAAAGUCAGCACUGAAAGGGUCUUGUAUUGGAAAUAUAUUUAUUACAUGGCACAGAGGGGGAAGAACACCCAGAAGGCUAUAGGGAUUAAGUGGGUAGCCAGCCCCCCCACUAGACCAGUGUCAGCUAAUAUCAGCUAAAUGUUUAAAGGAAUUUGAUAUCACUCAAACUGUAAAAAUCAGUCACUGACAAAUGGGGGGGAGGGGAAUGUAAUAUUUCUACUGUUGCAAUCUUACUUUUUUUUUAAAUAUUUGUAGAAACCUUUCAAAUGCUUACAUAGCAGACACAGACCUCAAUGUUAGGGAUUGUUGUGUUGCAAUUCCAUGAUUAACUCAGGAUUUUUGUAGAAUUGGAACUUUUAUACUUCCAGAAUUUCUAUGUCAAGCAUGGAAAGACUUUUGGGAGUUCUUUUGCUUGGAUCUGCCAUGCAUCUAGCCAAUCCACAGUAUCUGGUAAAAUAAAGCUGAGGUAAUUUAUGAAUUGAAGCGAUGGAUCAAUAAAUCACUGCUUGAAGGUUUUUUUUUGCUCUCUGAGUAACAAAUUACCCAGUAAAUAUUUAUGAACCAAAUCUAGUUAACCUGUCAUUUUUUAUUUGGUAGGAAUGUACAAAAUGUAGCCUAUUUCCCAUAUGUAGCUGUAUAAAUUUGUUAGCGUAUAUUAUUAUAAACUAAUGCAAAAUGCUGCUAGUGCAGAUAUCUAUCAACAUAAUCCCUGAUGCCAAAAGAACAUGACUUUGUGCCAACCAUAUCUAAGGUAUGUUGUUGGGAACAGGUACUAUGACGGUGCCCACUCUAAACAGAAAACUGGUGCAUAAUUUUGUAAUGCUGAACCAUCCUCAGACUGUUGAAUAUCAUUACAUUCUGAACUAAUUUUGACCAGAUCUUUGUACCAUGGAAUAUAUAAAAAAAAAUCAUUAUGGCAAAAAAAGUUGUACAGUGUGUUUACUGGAACAUUACAAGAACCACAGGGUCCCGAUUAACUUGACUGGUUUUUGCUUAGUUCUCAAACAAAUGGGGUUUCCAACACUCUUAACUUUCAACAUCAGGAGUGAUGUUGUGUAUAAAAAUAGAGGGGUGACUGAAGAUGCACUUAGAAGUACAAAUUGUAAAUCUCAGCAAAUUGCUUUAUCAAAGCCACUGGCUUGAUGGGUGGAAAUGUGGAGAAAGGGACAAAGGCUAUAUAUUAUUGGGGGGGGGGGGGAGAGAGAAGAAUUCUCUCAUCUACAAUUCCUGUUUGUAGUUAAAUUGUAGGUGAAAUCUCAUUUUUUAUUCACUACGAUUCACAGUUAACUACUACCACAAAGUAACAACAAUGAUAACCCUUUUGAAGUACAUCUUAAGUCUUUGGGUUUGUAUCCCCAAUCAGCUUCAUUUCUUUUAUCUUUUAUUUCCCUUAUGACUAACUUGGCUUUCUCCAGUCUGGUUUGUAGGUAGCCGGGAAUGGUUUACCUUGUAUGUUAGUAACAUAUUCUUCAAGAAUGGCUACUCCCCUUGCAGUAGAACUCCAGUGACUCGAGUUCAGUCCUGACCAUUUCCAAUGUAGUGUGGAGGUUUUCCACAUUGGAUUUCCUCCAGAUGUUCCAGUUUCUCCCACAUCACAGUAGCGCAGUGGUUAGUACAAUGGUUUACAGUGCAGGUGACCUGGGUUUUCCCGCUGCUGCCUCUAAGGAGUUUGCCUGUGACCAUGGGUUUCCUCCCACAGCCCAGACGUACUAGUUGGUCAUUGCAAAUUGUCCCGUCAUUAGGCCAGGAUUAAGUCGGAGGAUUGCCGAGUGGCGUGGCUUGAAGUGCCCGCUCUGUUCUGUAUCUUAACAAUAAAAAUAAAUCCCAAACAUUUGGCUGCUUUAAGGAAAUAGAAAGGUUCAUUCAUAAAAGAAAACAUUUAAGAAAUAAUGAUUUGGGCAAUAUGGCUUGUUGGCAAAUUGUAAGUGGGAAUGAUCCGAAAAUAAAUAAAUAAUAUUGGCUGAACUCUGCCUACAAACGGCUGCUCUGAGAAGGGAAACUGGUUAAUACUUUGGGUCAAAGACCCUACCUCAAAACCAGGAUUUUUUUAGAAAACACCCAAGGCAGCAAUCGAAUUGAAGAGAAAUUACAAUUGUGGCAAUGUUUCACAGUGUAAACUGAAGACUGAUUAUACAAACUAAAGCAUCAAAGUUACAGUUUGGGACCUCUGCAGGAACUGCCUGAGAGUGAUCUGAUACAAGUAUAAGAUUAUGGGAGGCACAGACGGAGUAGCUCAAAUCUCUUUUCCUUGGUAGGGUGUCAAAACAAGAGGGCAAAGACUUAAGUUGAGAAGCAGGUGUUUUAAAAGAGAUCUUAAAAGAGGUAACUUUUGUACACAAAGUUCAUAUCUGGAAUAUGCUGACUGGUGCAGUGCUUGCUUAUUCUAUCUGUGUGCUUUUUAAUUUGAAAUACUACAUAGGAUUGCCCCCUCAAAUUCUCCUGAUCUAAUGAGAAACAGUCCUAGUUUCUGCAGUCUAACCAUGUAAAGACAGCCCUUAAUUUAAGCAAUUUUCUUCUGCAACCAUGAUCAGAUUUUAACAUGUUCCCUAAACUGUGGUGCUCAGAAAUAGUCACACUACUUCAUCUGCGGCUGAAGCAAUGUGUUGAAAAGAUUCAUCAUGACUUCCCUUUCCCUGUACUCAAUACUUCUGCUUAUAAAGCUCUCAAUCUGGAAUGCUAUUUUUGAAAAUGGUUCUCUACCUGCCUUGAAAUCCCAUGCAAAUAUACCCCCAGCUCUCUCUGUCCCUGUGCAUUUUGAAUUCUGAAAAUGUGUGGAAAUAGUGGAUUCCAUAAUAUUGCAUCUCAGCUACAGAGUACCCCCCCCCCCCCAGCAGUUCAGGUCAAGGUAAUUCGCAUGUGCUGAACUCACAAAUCACUAUCAAAAACUUGAGGCACAAAAUAACAAUUUGCUCUCGUGGUAAUUAUGUGAGAGAAAAAAAUAAUGGGACAGUGAAAGAAAAACAAGUAACAUUAAUUUUUGCCAUGGACUGGUAAGAGUUUUCUAGGAAAGCAACCUCUCCAUAAUGCAGAGGUGUACUAUACAACCUUUGGGUCCAGGCCAGUUAUAUUGGUACACUAUCUCCCACUUUGUAUAAUACCCAAUCCAGAAAGGGGAGGAGGAAGAGGUGAGGCCGUGUUGUCCCCCAUCCUGGGUAUGAGAGGGAAACAAACUUACCCACCACACCUUCAGUAGCAAUGGCUGCUGCAAGAUUCCUCAUACUCUUUGAAAGACAAUGACUGAGGAAACACAUCAGCUGGUUUCUCAACAGGCACCAAAAACAUAAAGAUUCUUUUUUAAAGUACAAAAGGAUGUUUUGCAAUUAUGCUGUUACCAUCCCCAAUGUGAUUUUUUUUUUACAAUUACUGCUAUUACCAUUCCACGAUUUUUUUUGUCUGCCUUGUACAUAACUUAGCCAUGAUUGUUUGGUUCUGAUGGUCUUGGCCCUCUAGUUUACAUCAUCUCUCCCUAGUCAAUUACUCCACAUUUCCUGCACUACAUUUUAUUAGUCAUAUUUCCAUCCACUUCACCAGCUAGUCUAGAUCUCCUUGAAGGAUUUUAUAUGCUCCUCACAGUUAGUAUGUUUUAAAAUUUUGUGCUAUCUGUAAAAUUGGAAAUUAUGCCCUGUGCACCCAGACCUAAGUCACUAACACCAGUGGUAGCUGCAACCUCGAACAUCCCUCUAGGCACUUCACCAGUCCUCAUGAUGGUUGGUUCGGGAUGACCAUGGAUGUUGUGUCCCAGUUGUCUUCAUGAUAUGCAAACCAGGGCAGUACA